Molecule: messenger RNA, 3054 nt
Organism: Trichomonas vaginalis G3
Lineage: Eukaryota; Parabasalia; Trichomonadida; Trichomonadidae
Product: UDP-glucose:glycoprotein glucosyltransferase protein
Exons: 1
Coding region: 1-3054 (1017 amino acids)
Cellular component (GO): endoplasmic reticulum
Molecular function (GO): UDP-glucose:glycoprotein glucosyltransferase activity
Source: RefSeq, a predicted model, not a curated record
AUGAUUUUUUUGUUUCUCUACUCCAUCAUAAGUAAAACUGUAUAUUUACGUGGUGAAUGGGGAAAUACAUAUCCUGCCGAAGAGGCUGAGUCAUUUUUUGAGUAUCUACAUCCAGAAUUACUCGAAAAAGUGCGUCCAAUCUUAUGGAAUAAUAUGAAAGCACCAAAAGAACACGUCUUUUCCAAAUUGAUUGGAAUUGUCGAUCCUAAAAUAUUGAAUUUAUUAGAUUUUGCCCUUAAAACAAGAUAUUUCAAUCCAAAAGCAAUCUCUAAAAUACCUGAAAAGCGAGAAAAUAUUACUUUAAACAUGUGGGGUGCUGUUAAACGCGAAUGGGGCCAGAAUCUUGACCAAGAUAUGAAUUUGAAAUUAAUUCAACUGACAAUGGAUGGUGGUGCAUUCAAAGAUAAAAUGGAUAAACUAAGAACAGUUGUACGCUCUUAUUCUCAAUAUUCUAGCAUUAUUAGUCAGGUUGCUUUAAAUUCUGAUGCAGAAAAAUACAAAUUUUUACCAUCCGGACAACAAUUCGCCUCUGUUAAUGGGCGAGUUGUCAAAUUCGAUGUAAUAGAAAUAGUAGGAGCCAUUUUUCAAGAAUAUAAAUUAUCAAAUACGAUAAAAAAGCUCAAUAUAGAGAACACUAACUUCCUUUACCAACGUCCUGGUAGACAUGUAUACCAUUGGUCGCCUUUAUGUGAGCAUGCGCCCGUUCUAGAGUAUCAUGAAAUGUGGAGAUCUCGUUCUAUGUGGGCAAAGACUCUCACACCUAAUAAUAACUACAUGGAAUUCCUCAAAUACAAGGACAACCUCGUUGAAACUCAGAUAUUUAUGAGAGUUGGAAAUCCAAAUAUUGCAUACGUCAUGGAAACGCUCAGGAACAUGGCAAACAAUCAGUUCCCAGGCAGAUUCCAUAUAUUCUUGUAUGGAAACAUGUCAGAUCCAACUGAAAGGCUUUGGGUUUCGACUUAUUGGAGAGUUUGUGAUUCUUCAGGUCCAAGAAUUGGUGCAACGUUUCUUUUUGAAGCCGUUACAAUGGGAUUCAAGAAAGCUUACAAGAGAACUACUUGCGAAACAAGUUGGCGCCAAGUCAAAAAUUUAUAUAAGCAAGAUUUCAUUAUGAAGCGAGCAGAGAUGGUUUGGGAUUACUGUAACAAACACAAGAUGAAUGGGUUCGCUUAUAACAUAAACGGAGAGUUCUUUUAUGAUGAUGAGGCGUUUGAAAAAUUUAAUGAUAGGAUAAUGGUCACUUCCAAGAGACUUAUGCAUGCAAUGAAGCAAGGGUUGAAGACAGAUGAUCUUAAUUUCAACGAUUGGUACAGAACUGAUGGAUUAUUCGUAUCAGGUCGACCACCAAUAGAAAUUCGAGCUCAAAACAGAUUGACUAUCUCAGAUAAAAAUGCAGGAGUUGUAGAAACUGCUCUAACAGCCCUUUAUAAGAAUUUAGAAAACGGAAAUGACGUUGAAAAAGCGAAAUGUCCAGUUUUCUUGAUCAAUUAUAAGAAUCCGAACUUCACAGAUAGUGCUUGUUCCCAUGUGUAUAAGGUUAACACUAUAGAUCGUCAAGCAAAGGAGUUUUUCGGAGAUGUCAAAACAAUUAUUGGACCAUUCGUAUUCAAAGACGAGCUAUCGUCCGAACAAAUCGAUUACGUAAGCAGCCGUGUUAAUUAUACUUAUCACCACAGCCUUCCAGCUGUUAAUAUGCUUCAAAGACAUUUUAUUGAGAUAUUUAGAGCCGAAGAAGACUUCGCAAACAGAAAACGUGAUGCUAAACCAUCUGUUAAUGAGAAAUCCUUGAUUAAAAGUCGCCAAGGCCAAGUAACUUUCACAAUAAUUGCAAAUUUCGCAUUAAGAACAAUUUGGCCGAUCUCUGAGCUCCUGCACAUGCUCUCUGAUGUUGAAUUAGUUGGUGUAGACCUCUAUCCAUCAGUUAUUGCUCAAGAUCACGACUCAAUCAAACAAAUUUCAACAGGAACAUAUUUUCCAGCCUUUGCAACACCAUAUGCUGAUGUUCCUGUCAAUGAUUUCGGAAUUCUCAGGCCUUCCACGUGGGAACUCCGUCAUCAAAAAGGAAAUUUCACUGUUCCUGGAAUAGUUAUUACCGGAUACAUCGAAAACGUGUCAAUAAUCAAGAUCAAAGACGAAUACAGGAAGCCAUUUGAGACAGGCUACUUCGCUGUUGUCUUACCACCAGGAAUACAUGAAUGCCAAGGCUUCGAAUAUAAGAAGUUUUAUGUAGAUUCAUUUAUUCCUGAAGUUAAAAUUUACAAACCAGGAAAAACAGUUGAAGACAUUCCAUCGAAUAACAACACAGCCUUGUUCAUGUUCAUGUGGUAUCCAGACUCUUAUUGGAGAGCGCGUGUUUCUUUAUACACUUUUCUUUCGAAUUGUUCCACGCCAACCAUAUAUUUCUUGGAUCCUUUCGUUUCUCUUUACGCUCCAAAAGACUAUGUUUCAAUCAUUUUACCAGUGUUUACUCCACAUUUCGGUCCGAAACCAUCAUCAAAUCUUUUGUUUGUAAAAGGCGGAAAGUACUAUUAUCCAGGCCUUUUGAUGCAUUCUUUCUACGACAAAAUAAUAUUUGCAGAUGAAGCAUUAGUUUUCAGAGGAGAUGGAACAAGAAUCGCGAGAGUUGACUGGAAGAAUGCUUCUGUUUGUGCUGUUGAAUACCCUGACAAAAACAAAAACAGCAACAUUAAUUCGUGGUCACUCAAAACAAUGAGAAUUGGAAGGCCUUAUCAUACACCUGCUUUGUUGUGUUACUGUUUGUCAAUGUACACGAAACAGAGAGGUCCUGAAUACUACUUGGAUCUGAGUAAAACAAAGGCAAGAGCAAGAACAACAAUGGGAUUUGGCGAUGAAGAAUACUUGAAUUUGCUUCAAUUGAAAGUUCAGUUUUUGACACUUCCAAGUUCUGUUGUUUACGACGCACAGUUCAUGAAGAGGAAGCUGGCGAAGAACGCAAUUGCUCACAUAAGAUCUUGUGAUAAUUCUGAUAAAUGGUUGGGAACAAAGAUAAGAGUUCUUAACAAAGAAGUUGACAAUUAUUUCAAUGAGUUGUAA